Molecule: messenger RNA, 1527 nt
Organism: Plutella xylostella (diamondback moth)
Lineage: Eukaryota; Metazoa; Arthropoda; Insecta; Lepidoptera; Plutellidae
Source: RefSeq, a predicted model, not a curated record
UUUGUGGCACUGUACCCCUUAUUUCUUGCUGUAAUCGAUAGAUUAAAGGCUUUCUCAGCCUAUUCCGGUAUAAGUAAUAACAAAGAACACAACGCUACUCAGAUUUAACAUGAGAAUUCACCAAAUAUGACGGAAGUAAAGUGGAAAAUCGAACAUAACCUAUUUAGAUGUUGUCAUGCUGAAGGUUCUUUCAGGAACCUCGGAGCAACUUGGAUCGAUGACUGCGGGCAGGAAGAAGUCUACUCCUUAAUGCUGCGAAAUCAGUUAGGUCUUGUAUUAUCAAAAGUAGAAGGACUAAUGUCGGAUGUGACGUACACAAUAUGUGACGCAUGUAUCCACCGGCUGCGGGAAGCUGGUGACUUCAAGAGACAGGUGCUGGCGUGUGAACAGAAGUUCCAUGAUAUGUAUAUUAGGAAUAUGUUUACUGUUGGGGAGCCUUUUCAAAUUAAAGAAGAAAAAGAGGAAAGUUAUAUUACUAUAACAAUUGAUGAUGACGAGCCACAAGUACCUACAGACAAUAAACAACAUAGCAAUUAUAUUAGUGACAAUAGUGUUAAUAAUGAUGAUGACACCAUGGAUAAAGUUCAAAUUUCUGAUACUGAAGAGCAACCAACUGGUAACCAGAAACCAAAGGGAAAAAUAACGCGAGCAAUGAAGCUACAGAUGGACACGAGCAGACCUAAAGUUUCCCGAAAGAAGAAGAAGAAACACAGCAUAAAGCCACAAACAAAGAUGGAUGUGAAGAACAAAAAGAUUCCCAUAUUGUACUGUGAAGAAGACGACAGACAUCCAGGCACACGCCGCGACAAUGGUAAUGAACCGAGUGCGGAGAACGACAAAUACGCGUGCAAGAUUUGCGGCAAACAGCACACUCGUCUGAUGUCGCUUCACAUACACUUACACGCGGCGCACAAGAGACAACUCAAAAGCUCAGCUAAUCAGUUACAAAACAUCAAAUACUACAUCACUGACAACGGCUCGACGUUUAACUGCUCGAUCUGCCACAAGAAAGAUGAAAAAAGAAACGUCAUUAUAGAUCACUACCGAAUCCACUUUAAAGGUGUCUGCUUAGAAUGCGAGACCGACUUUGAGACAGGACCUAAGUAUAGGCAGCACUUGUUGGAACGGCACGGCAUAGACGAAUCGCACAAAUGUAGGGCCUGCGAUGCGACAUUCACAUGUAUUAUUGGUUUAAAAAAUCAUAUGAACUCAUUUCACAGGUUGGGGAGGAAAAAAAAGUGUGAUAAGUGCGAUUAUGAAACAUAUGGUACGAGUGCAUUUCGUUCACACAAAAUAAGCCAUAUGGAUGUUAAAAGGUAUUGUUGUCGGUUCUGUAAGAAGGCUUUUCAGCAUAAACGUGGUAUGAACUUGCAUGAAAACAUACACACUAAAGAGAACCUGAAAAUGUGUAAUGUGUGUAACACUGGAUUUGUUCAAAGAACUAGUCUGAAAUUUCAUAUGCAGAAGCAUCAUCCAAGUGUACUUUUUGUUUAGUUAUUUGGCAAUAAAGUGUUUUUUUUAUGAAUA